ACCCUUCCCUCGGCUUCCAGCUCUGAGGGGUUUCAUUUCUGUUAAAGUGACCAGAGCAUUCGUGAAUACAGUAUAAUGGACGUGGAAGAAUUUCCUCCUCCCCCACCACCUGAAGGUUGUACAAUCCUGUUGCUGUAGAAAAGCCCAGGAGGAAAUUCAGGGUGGAGAGCAGCGAGGAUCAGAGGAGGGAGUCAUCAAAUUUGUUGCUGCUCUACUCAUGAGGUCCAUUCUCCCACAAGCAGAAACUAAGUUCUAGAAAAUGAAUUAGAAGUCAGUGGUACAAAUGAAGACGAGGAAGAAGGGGAGCCAUUCUAUUUGGAUAGCGGAGAUGAGAUACCGGAAGCAGACAGACAAGCCCUCAUGCCACGCAGUUCUGACUCUAGGUGUAAUAUAGAACAUGAAGAGACUAGCUCCACAGGGGAUGAAAAUGUAGUUAAAACUGAGAAAGUGCAAAUGUCAGAAUCCAGGACACAGGGUGCCCCAACAAAAGUAAACCCUUACUCUGUCAUAAAUAUUUCACCAAUCCAAGAAAAGGAUCAGUCUUCAUCACCAGAACCCAGUCCUCAAGAUGAAAGUACAAGCACUAACAUGUCAGGUGGAUAUUCUGUUCCUGUGCCUUGUGGCUAUGCUGUACCAUCCAAUUUACCAUUGAUACUACCAGCAUACUCCAGUCCUGUUAUAAUACGCAGUGUUUCUGUGGAUGAAGAAGCAGGUAUGCAGACAGCAGCUGAAGAUUGCCAUUUUAAUUCUUUAAGCUCAGAAGAUCCACAAAAUAGUGAAGACAACCAGGUCAGUAAAGAUAAUGAUGCUCUAGCCAAAUGGGUUGCAGAUCCUGCAAAUACAGCAUGGAUGGAAAAUCCAGAGGAAGUAAUUUAUGAUGAUGUGCCAAGGGAAAAUUCUGACUCUGAACCAGAGGAAAUGAUUUAUGAUGAUGUUGAGAAUGGUGACGAUGGUGGAAACAGCUCUCUAGACUAUGGAUGGAGUUCGAGUGAGUUUGAAAGCUAUGAAGAACAAAGUGACUCCGAGUGUAAGAAUGGAGUUCCCAGCUCCUUUUUGCGAGGCAACCACAAGAGACAUCUUUCUCAUGACCUAACCCGUUUAAAGGAGCACUAUGAGAAAAAGAUGAAAGAUUUGAUGGCAAACACUGUGGGAGCAGUAGAGAUUCAGCAACUAAAGCAAAAACAUGAGCUGAAGAAUGUAUUUUUUGCUCUUUUGCAGAUGCAAAAACUCAUGAGGGCUGCUAGAGAAGGUACCAAAGAUGGACUUGAAAAGACUAAAGCAGCUGUGAAGAAGGGUCGUUCAUUCAUUAGGACCAAAUCCUUUAUUUCUCAAGAUCAUAGAUCACCCUGUCUGGAAGAAGAUGAAUUACAUUUAUUCAUUGAUGUAGACUGUAUGCAUACAGAAGCAAUUAUGACUCCUAUGCCUGAAGGAUUAUCACAGCAACAGGUUGUGAGAAGAUACAUUUUGGGCUCUGUGGUUGACAGUGAGAAGAAUUAUGUGGAUGCUCUCAAAAGAAUUCUAGAGCAAUAUGAGAAGCCCCUAUCAGAAAUGGAACCAAAAUUACUGAGUGAAAGGAAACUCAAAAUGGUCUUUUAUCGAAUCAAAGAAAUUCUUCAGUGCCAUUCAAUGUUUCAGAUAGCACUGGCCAGUCGGGUGUCUGACUGGGAUUCUGUUGAAAUGAUUGGAGAUGUCUUUGUUGCUUCAUUUUCUAAAUCGAUGGUGCUAGAUGCUUAUAGUGAAUAUGUAAAUAAUUUCAGUACAGCAGUGGGGAUUCUCAAGAAAACAUGUGCCACUAAGCCUGCCUUUCUAGAUUUUUUAAAGCAAUGCCAGGAGUCAAGCCCUGAUCGAAUCACACUCUAUGGGUUAAUGAUGAAACCCAUACAGCGCUUCCCACAAUUCAUUCUUUUGCUUCAGGAUAUGUUAAAGAAUACUACUAAAGGACAUCCUGACAGGCUGCCUCUACAGAUGGCUCUUACCGAGCUGGAAACGUUGGCAGAGAAAUUAAAUGAGAGGAAAAGGGAUGCAGAUCAGCGCUGCGAAAUAAAACAAAUAGCAAAAGCCAUGAACGAACGCUAUCUGAAUAAGUUACUCAGCAGUGGAAACAGAUACCUCAUACGGACUGAUGAUAUGAUAGAAACAGUUUACAAUGACAAGGGAGAAAUUGUCAAAACCAAAGAACGACGACUCUUCAUGUUGAAUGAUGUACUGAUGUGUGCAACAGUCAGUGCACGGUCUUCGUAUGAAAGUAGUGGCAUUGUGGCAACUGGCCAAAGGUAUUUAUUAAAAUGGAGUGUACCUCUUGGACAAGUAGAAGUCAUUGAAUAUGGCAGCAGCGAAGGACAAGGAGAGAAUUGCAGGUUCCCACCUCAGCAUUCUGCAGAGAAUGUUGUUGUCAGUGUUAAGCCAAACAAACUGUAUAUGGGACCAGGGCAGCUAUACCAUGAUUUGCAGAAUCUCUUACAUGAUUUGAAUGUAGUCGGUCAAAUUAGUCAACUGAUAGGCAGCCUUAAAGGAAACUAUCAGAACUUAAAUCAGUCAGUGGCUCAUGACUGGACGUCAGGUUUACAAAAACUGAUAUUGAAAAAGGAAGAUGAAAUCCGAGCUGCAGAUCGCUGUAGAAUUCAACUGCAGCUUUCAGGGAAGCAGGACAAGUCUGGGAGACCUACUUUCUUUACUGCAGUGUUCAAUACAUUUACCCCUGCCAUCAAACAAUCUUGGAUCAACAAUUUACAAAUGGCUAAGCUUGCCCUUGCGGAAGAAAACCUAUUGGGUUGGUUCUGUGCAGAAGAUGAUGGCAAUCAAAUCAAGAAAGAAAAGCACCCCCUCCUUGUUAGACAUAUGCCAGUCAUGAUGGCUAAACAACAGGAGUUUAAGAUUGAAUGUGCUGCAUAUAAUCCUGAACCUUAUGUCUCUAGUGAAACUGAGCCAGAUUCAUGUUCCAUGGAGCAUGGCUUUCUUUGGAUUGGCAGUUGUACUAAUCAAAUGGGACAAAUUGCAAUUGUCUCAUUUCAAAACUCCAACCCCAAGGUUAUAGAGUGCUUUAAUGUUGAAUCCCGCAUCCUCUGCAUGGUCUACAUUCCAGAGGAAGAGAAACCAAGAGAGUUAAAUGUGGUUCCUGAGUCAGAAAAUGGGGCUAGAAAGGCUUCCAGUGUGCCUACUAUUUGCCUGGGCAUGGAAGAAGGAAGCAUUUCUGUCUACAAAAGUCAUCAAGGCUCAAAGAAAUUUCGACUUCAACACUUUUUCACACCUGAAAAAUCAACAGUCAUGAGCCUAGCGUACAUGUCCCAGUACUUGUUUGCUGGUUUGGUUAAUGGGAACAUCACAAUCUACACAAAAGCAGAAGAUGGAAACUGGAACCCAGAACCUGAAAAAGUAGUAAAGCUAGGGGUUCUACCAGUCAGAAGCCUACUUGUGAUGGAAGAGACCAUAUGGGCGGCAUCUGGUGGACAAAUUUUUAUAAUCACUACUGAGACCCAUUCUGUGGAGCACUAUUUUGAAGCUCAUCAAGAGGAGGGGAUGGUGAUCUCACAUAUGGCUGUUGCUGGAGUAGGAAUCUGGAUUGCAUUCACAUCUGGAUCUACACUCCGCUUGUUCCACACUGAGACUCUGAAGCACCUCCAGGAUAUUAAUAUUGCCACUCCUAUUCACAAUAUUUUGUCAGGACAGCAGCGUGUUUCUGUGACCAGUCUACUAGUAUGCCAUGGUUUAUUGCUGGUUGGAACAAAUCUGGGAAUUAUAGUAGCAUUACCAGUGCCUCGUCUGCAAGGAAUUCCAAAAGUGACUGGAAGGGGAAUGGUAUCCUAUCAUGCACAUAAUGGCCCAGUCAAAUUCCUUAUUAUGGCUACAGCCCUAAACAAGAAAAACAGAAGCAAAUCCAGAAGCAGUCUGCCUCGAAGCACAGAAACUAAUGAUGAUGAUCAAAAGAAUGCUCUGCGUAAUGAGAGACCGGGUUCUGCCUUAAGUAAUAUUCAGGAUACUGGAGUUUGGCUGGGAGGUUCAGCUGGAUCCAUUACACAAAGGAGUGACUUAUCUUCAUCUUCUGGGUCCCUAGAUCCAUUACCUCAUGGAUCGAAUUCCGUGGAACAUAGAACUGAGGACAGUACCAUAUAUGAGCUUUUAAAGGAUCAAAACAUCUCACUUAAAAAUAAAAGACAGAGAUCCAAGAAAAUGAAAGCAAGCUCAGUAUUAGUUAUUUCUGGAGGUCAAGGACACAGAAGAGUAAACAAGAAGUCCAAGCAGCAGAGACAGGAUGAACUCGUAUCUUCUGUGAUGGUUUGGCAGAUUCCAUUACUAAACAUCUGAGUGACUGAAACAAUGAUAAAUAGUGAUUUUGUGUAAAAAAAAAAAAAAAAAAAAAAAA
Molecule: messenger RNA, 4360 nt
Organism: Alligator sinensis (Chinese alligator)
Lineage: Eukaryota; Metazoa; Chordata; Crocodylia; Alligatoridae
Gene: ARHGEF10
Product: Rho guanine nucleotide exchange factor 10
Exons: 30
Coding region: 361-4302 (1313 amino acids)
Biological process (GO): mitotic spindle assembly; actin cytoskeleton organization; positive regulation of stress fiber assembly
Cellular component (GO): centrosome
Molecular function (GO): protein binding; guanyl-nucleotide exchange factor activity
Source: RefSeq, a predicted model, not a curated record